CUCUGACUCGCCUCACUUCGUCGCGAGUCCUCCUCGACGCACCACGAGCCCGCUGCCCUCGCGCGCUCCCAAACUUUACACGAGCUCUCGUCUCUGUAACAUAGCGACACAAGCCUUCAUUGUCGCUUAAUUACAAUUUUAAUAAAUCAUUUUAAUAGACAGUCGUUAUUCUCACUAUAAUAUCUCUCGUCCGACCGCUUUACCGGCGAUUUGUGCUUUUGGACAAUAACAAAAUCAAAUUUUCUGUAUUUUUCUGAAGUGACAAUAUUGUUGUUGGAGUGGACAAGUAUUGUAUAAAUUAUAUUGGUGAUCUGUAUUUGACUGUGGAUCUGUUUGUCGUGGUUCCUGCCGGAGUUAUUGGAGAUUACAUGUUUUGUUUGUUGUUUUUACUGGAAAAAACAAUCUAAAGAACAUAAGUGUUGUGUGAUGUGCGAGUGACGAUCUCGCCAUGAUUCGAGAUCCGCCGGCCAUGCACAAACCUGAAAACGCCAACAGUCAACAGGAUGACAACAAGUACGGGCUCACCGUCAACAGCAACGUGUCGGGCGGCACGGGCGGCGCCAGGCUGUGCGCACAGUGCGGGAAGGUGAUCACGGAGCGGUUUCUGCUCAAAGCGAUGGAGAGGUUCUGGCACGAAGAUUGCCUCAAGUGCGGCUGCUGCGACUGCCGCCUCGGAGAAGUUGGCUCCAAACUCUACUACAAGGCAGACCUCAUGCUCUGCAAAAGAGACUACCUUAGGUUAUUCGGUGCGACAGGCAACUGUGUGGCCUGCAACAAAGUCAUUCCCGCCUUCGAAAUGGUCAUGCGAGCAAAGAGUUUCGUCUACCACUUAGAAUGCUUUGCUUGUCAACAGUGCAACCAUAGGUUCUGCGUGGGCGACAGAUUCUACCUGUGCGACAACAAGAUACUGUGCGAGUACGACUACGAGGAGAGACUGGUGUUCGCCAGCAUGGCCGCCAACCCCAGCGGACUCGCGCACAUCCGUCGCCAAGUAAGCGGACUACAGUCACCGACAAGUGGUGGUUACGUGGCGGGUGUGGCCGGAUGUGGUGGCGGGGCUGCCGCGGGCGGUGCGAUGGUUGACAAGGACGGCGGCGGAUGCGCAGGCGCAGACGACGCGUCCAGCGGGUACGGCAGCCCGCCUGACCCAGACGUGUGCGAUGCCGCACGAUGACCGACGGUGCAGCGCCGACAUCUCGCCUCGGUAAAACCUCACUGAGUACUGGCGAGGCGCGCAGGCGGUCUGUAAGCCCUGGGCGUUGGGGCGAGCACAUUCGGCAUCGAUGAACGUCUUUCUAACGACACAGUUAUAGACACUAGCGUGACGUUCCGUUUCUUCACCCCACAUACAAACUAGCCAUCACCCUACAAAACUACCUUACAUAGAAAAUAGAGUAGUGUGUAACGCUUUAUUUUUACAUUUUGUUCAUAUUGAAAUCUUGCGAACCUGAAAUCUGUUAUGAAAUCUCGAAUUGUUCUUGAUAUUAAGGUAAUAUAAUAAAUGUGUGAGGUGGCCAAGUAUUCAGUGUUGUAAGCCGAGUAAGUGCUGAUCUACAUCGAGAUGUCGGGAAUAUAUUGGUGAGAGCGCACUCGCGGGCGCGAGACGGCCGCAGUCGCGUCGUGGAUAUGUGGCCACUUUACAAAGUGUCCGGGAUGAGUCGCGAUAACGUUGUUAGAACACGAUAUUUCCAUUAUGUAUACGAUUUGAGCACUUGUUUACAUGUUAAGAUAGCAGCGUCGCGUGGGUAGGGCGCGCGCUCUCGCUUCUACUUUAUUGUACCUUCUGUACCACAUCUUGCGCUUAGCCAAUAUAGACACGCCCCGUAUCAAUAAAUAAGACAAUGGAUAAAAUGCUCAUUACAUGCCCACAACCUUAGGUCUUUAUUUGAAUACAUAAUUUGGAAUUUUACUUAGGGAGUAGAGUAUUGUCGGUAAUAUAUUCCGUUCGACGUGCCGGGCUGGUUCUCCCUGGGCGCGGCGCGCGGCCAGAGAGCGAGCGGAUUGUAUCGAUUGUACUUUUAUCGUGAUACAACGAUUCAGGUCCAGACACUAAAAUAUUAAUUGAUAAAAUCGAUCUCAUUGUUAUGGAUUGUAUGUAUGUACAUGUACUAAACAUAAAUAUUGUUAUCAUACAAGGUAUGAAGUUUUAUUGAUCGUAAUUCCUUACUUUUAUUUACUUUUGAUUGGUUACGUAUGUUAAUGUUAUUUUUUACCAAAGAUAGGUUUCCGUAGAAGGGUUUUCUAAAUAAGAGAGUCUACACAGAUGAGCUAAGAUUGUAGAUGAAUAGUGAUAUAUUUGGUACUCUGAAGUGGUGCAAUGGUUAGUUAGGUGCCUCUGUAUAAUAUAAACGUUUAACUGUUUAACAUUUGUAAACGACCACCUUACUUGUGAACGUCACGUGAUGGGCCAUGUGUAACCUUUUGUAUUGAGUCACUCAGUGAUGGGCGCCCGGCAGUGUAGCACGCAGGCUGGUACUUCGAUGUCUGACGUUGAUCAGUAAGGUGGUUGUCUUUCUUUUCGCCACAGAGCUUCAGUGAAUGUUGUACGCGCAUUAAAUUGUAACAAUCUUGAAAUACAGAUGAUUGCUAAAUCUUUAUUUUAUUUUAAUAAUAAAAGAAGUUGGAACCUCUAUGUAGAUAAAUGCUAAAAUUUUCUAAGAUAUAGAAUACCUAAUGUAAAAUAAAGAUUUCUACGAUAAAAUAUGUAUUUAUGUAAAAAAAUUGAACUGUCGUUACUUAGUACCUAUUAUUGGCUAUUGUAAAUUGUUCCAGGAAUUUUAAUACUAUAUACCUACUUAAACACGACCGAUUUAACAAUAUUUUCAACUUCAUAAACAUCGACAGAAUAAUUAUUUCAUUUUGCCGUUAACGUGUAAAUAAAUAUAUUUAUUUAAUGAUUA
Spodoptera exigua (beet armyworm) is the source of this 2900-nucleotide messenger RNA. The record is from the annotation of a GenBank genome assembly. Lineage: Eukaryota; Metazoa; Arthropoda; Insecta; Lepidoptera; Noctuidae.